Messenger RNA from Dibothriocephalus latus, 963 nucleotides. NCBI's taxonomy places the organism in Eukaryota, Metazoa, Platyhelminthes, Cestoda, Diphyllobothriidea, Diphyllobothriidae. The record is from the annotation of a GenBank genome assembly.
AUGGAUCGCAACGACGACGACAGUACACAUGAACGGCCGCGUAGAAAUAUUAGAAAUCCGUACGAUUCAAGAGAAUGGUCUCUUGAUGACCCUCCAUUGACCCUCGAGGAGGAACCACACCAGGAUUCCGACAACGAAUCAACUCAUACAUUGCCAGUCCGUUCAACGUACACCUUUCACGGCCAAGUUUCAACCGACCAUGGCCUUCGCGCCACUAUCUACGGAUUGGCCGAGGGGCAACGUGCCAUGCAGAGGGAUAUUAACCUCUUAAAGCGCCAGCUACUCUGGCUUAUCAAAGGUAACCAGAGGUUACACCGCCGCCUGCGUGGGGCGGAGGUAGGUGCUAUUGGCAGAGGUGCCGCAGCCGCUGAUGUUGGGGAGGCUGUCACACGCAACCCCCUCAAUGCCCCCAUUGCCAGCCUUCGUCAGCUUGAGGAGGUAAAUAUGCGGCUAAUGGACCCCCUGUAUCGGCAAAGACUGGUAAGACGUUUGCUCCUCAUUAAAUUACACGUUAAGGUUGCAUUCCUCUCAAGCGUGGGAGAGCGGAACAUAGAAGAUUUUUUCUGGAGACUCUUCCAGUCGAUUUUCGACGAUGAUAUAACCGUCAGAAGAUUUUUUAAAGAUUUCUGUAAUACUAUUUUUCUAAUAAAACAUAUUUCUAAUAAUAUAUCAGCCGGCUUUGCCUUCAUUUCAUUGUGGGGGGUUCGCUCGCAUUGCGCUAAAGGUACCUACGUUCGGUCGCCCUCUGCCGCGACUUUUCGCUACAGAUUCCGCCGCGACAUAGGUGACAAAAUCGCGCAUAAUUCCGGCCUCAAAAUGCUCGACAUGUCGCACCGGAUUCCACGGUUGAUUCCGGCGGGAAAUGUCACUAGGGACGUUUACAUCUAUAUUUUUCAGAUGAACCCAUUUAAAUUGAAAAAAAUCGCUGACAUGAAUCCAUCAGAAAAUAAAGAUACAAUUUAA